This is a messenger RNA of Marasmius oreades (fairy-ring Marasmius), 849 nucleotides long. RefSeq lists its product as uncharacterized. NCBI's taxonomy places the organism in Eukaryota, Fungi, Basidiomycota, Agaricomycetes, Agaricales, Marasmiaceae. The transcript has a single exon. The record is from RefSeq and is a predicted model, not a curated record. The coding region runs from base 1 to 849 and encodes 282 amino acids.
AUGACCAUAACCCAACUCCUUACCCUCGAACUUCUCUCCCCACACUCCUCCACCUCCACCUCCCUCACCUCCCCACCCCUAAAUCACCUCCUCACAUCCCUCUGCGCUCGGCAACCCGUACACUCCGCUUACCCCGUCACCCUCUAUACAGACCUCCACUCAGCAAGCAUAUUUUACCUCUUGUCAGGCUGGAGAGAUCAAAGCGCGAUUUUGAGUUGGACAAAGGAAUGGGAAGAUGCAGAUUCUACGUCGUGCAGGGAGGUCUGUAAGAAACUGAGGGAGUAUGUGAAAGUCCGAGAAAGCGUGUUUUUGGACAUGGAUUUCGAUAGGAUUCCGAGGGGUGCGAAAGGCAGCGGGAGGGUGCUGUGUGUUGUGAGGAAUUCAAUUGGCGGGGAUAACGGCGACGAUAAUCAUGGUGGAGACGGAAAUACAAAUAAUGAUAAUGAUGGGGAAGAAGGUGUCGAUUGUGAAGGAAUUCAGAUAGGUCAUGGUGACCUUGAGGUUUCGGGCACCGCGGGUACAUUCACAGAGGACGAAUCGAGCUGCCGUUCAGAAUUCUCAUCGGAAGAGGACGAUCCUGGGUCGGACACUGAACCAUGUCGAAUCGAAUGGAUUGGCGGUGGACAUACUCUUCGAGUUUUAGAGCAACCAAACGACGACAACCGGGCGAGACCAGGAAAAAAUUUCCAUUCGUUCCUUAUGUACAGUGACGGUACUUCUGAGCGUGUUUUACGGAGAGUACUAGGAUGUCGAACGUGUUCAAGGGAUUUCACCGCGAUGAGAAGGAUUUCAAUACCAAGACCGGUUAUGGCCUCAGCUGCUCUCGUAUACACUGGUCCGAGCAGGUGA